CUCUACAGUUUCAAUUUCAACCCCACUCUGAUUCAGCCCUUCCCUGUGCAGUGAGAUUCUUUUGCCUCUUUGACAAUCUCCAUUUCCCCCUUUUUCUCUGGGUUUGUUGUCUUCCUCUGGACCCUGUUCCUCUUUACUCUUCACAAACUACACUUCUGGACGCACUAAAGGAGGCACCCAGGUAAGGUUUAAUGAAUGGUGGUUCUGCAUCUAGUAACUUAAGGGCAGCUCUCUCUUAUUGCGUACAGCAAGUGAGAAGUUAUGAUUAUCAUCACUAUCUUUGCCUUCUUGAACUGCCUCCAUCUAUGCGGAAGGCUGCAUUUGUACUCCGUGCCUUGAAUGUUGAAACCGCUAGAGCUAUGGAUGUUGCUUCAGACCCCAGGAUUGGACUUAUGCGCCUUGUAUGGUGGCAGGAAGCCAUAGACAAAAUAUUUGCCAAUAAAUUGAUUGAACACCCAACAGCACAGGCCCUGUCAUCUGUGAUAGCUGAGAAAAAAAUUAGUAAGACAUGGUUGAAACGAUCUGUUGAAGCUCGGAUCAAUGAUGCAAGAAGAGAGGUCACUGACAUCCCAGAAACUAUUGGGGAGUUAGAGAAAUAUGCGGAGGACACUGUAUCAACUAUGCUGUACUUGACACUUCAAGCUGGUGGUAUUAUGUCUACUGCAGCUGACCAUGCAGCCUCACAUAUUGGCAAGGCCAGUGGUAUUCUUUUGCUCCUUAAAUCCUUGCCCUAUCAUGCUGGUCGCAAUAGUCAUUUUUCUUACAUACCAACUGCAAUAGCAUCCAAGCAUGGGCUAUUAGUUAAGCAAGGAGACGGAGAAGAGAGAUGGUUGGAUUCUCGCGAGGGCCUUUGUGAUGCAGUUUAUGAAAUGGCAUCGGUAGCCAAUGCGCACUUACAGAAGGCUCGGAAGUUAGCUGAAAGUGUGCCUGCUGAGGCUCUUCCAGUGCUCCUUCCUGCAGUGCCUGCUCAGGUUCUCUUGGAUUCCCUAAGUAGGGUCCAAUUUGACGUGUUUGAUCCAAGGCUAACACGAGGGGUUCUGGGAUUACCACCUUUGUGGUACCAGCUUAAACUCAAAUGGACUUCAUGGAGAAGGAAAUACUAACAAGUUACCUAGCUUUACUCCACAGUUUGGCUGCGCAUUUUUUUCCUAUUUAUUAAUGAGUAUUUGUCUAUUUUUCUUAAUAAGUAUAUUCGGCCACAACUCUUCUUGGCAGAAGACACCCGGGGCUAAGGCAACCAUUUAGUGGUGAAUUUAAAUCACAUAUCAGCGCAUAAGUUGGGAAAACAAGGGGCUUCCUCAGCCAAUCUCGUGUCGUGUUGUACCACUUAAAAAAGUUGAAAGUUGAAAGAUGAUGGAUUUUUUUUUUUUGGUUUCCCAAUGCAUUCUCCAGCCGAUAGCUGAAGAUUAAUUCUUUCGAGGCAGGAGAUCAUAUUAA
Molecule: messenger RNA, 1437 nt
Organism: Gastrolobium bilobum
Lineage: Eukaryota; Viridiplantae; Streptophyta; Magnoliopsida; Fabales; Fabaceae
Exons: 2
Coding region: 192-1103 (303 amino acids)
Biological process (GO): biosynthetic process; mitochondrial respiratory chain complex I assembly
Cellular component (GO): mitochondrion
Source: RefSeq, a predicted model, not a curated record